UUUUUUUUUUUUUGACGGAUGUCGCACAUCGGUAAAAAUACGUACCGACCAUGUGGAGCUUAACAUCCUAGCCUCAAUUGACUUCAAUUCUUCAGCCAGCUCCAGCACUGUGACCACCAUUUCUCUUCUAUAUCGCCGGAACUGAACCACAACCCUCCCAACUACGCCAAAUCUGUAAACGAGACGAUCCCCACGUAGGUCAUGAAUUCAAUUUUCAAUGACUGAAAUAUAUCCUACGAUUGCGCAAUGCGCAAUAGUUGCGACCGCUUUCAAAAUCCUCCUCUUCCCGGCCUACAAAUCCACCGAUUUUGAGGUGCACCGGAAUUGGCUAGCUAUCACCAACAGUCUACCGCUAUGGGAAUGGUACUACGAAAAGACCUCUGAAUGGACUUUGGACUAUCCACCAUUCUUUGCUUACUUUGAAUGGAUUCUUUCUCAAGUAGCCGGGCUGGUGGAUCCGGCCAUGCUUCGAGUCUAUAACUUGGACUACGACAGCUGGCAGACGAUAUACUUCCAGAGGUUCACCGUAAUUGCCACAGAACUGAUUCUAGUAUAUGCUUUGCAAUUAUUCGUCGAGUCUUCACACGGGGUUUCCAAACGUGCAGCCCAGGCCGCAGCGAUUUCAGUUCUGCUUUCACCAGGCCUCCUUAUCAUAGACCAUAUUCACUUUCAAUAUAAUGGAGCUAUGUAUGGUGUCCUGAUAUUGUCCUUGGUCCUAGCACGCCACAAGUCAGGAGUCUUAGGCAGUGGUCUUGUUUUCGCAGCACUACUAUGCAUGAAGCACAUAUACCUCUAUCUCGCGCCGGCAUACUUCGUUUAUUUACUGAGAACCUAUUGUCUAUCGCCAAAAUCCAUCUUCCGUAUCCAGUUCCUCAACUGCAUCAAACUAGGAUCUGGAAUCCUUGGCAUAUUUGGCUUAGCAUUCGGACCCUUUGCCAUUAAGAACCAGAUCCCGCAGAUUCUAAGCAGAUUGUUCCCAUUCUCCCGAGGACUUUGCCACGCAUACUGGGCACCGAACGUAUGGGCCAUGUACUCUUUUGUGGACCGAGUCUUGAUUUUUGUUGCGCCACGACUAGGAUUACCCGUCAAGACAGAGGCUAUCAAUAGCGUUACAAGAGGUCUAGUAGGAGAUACCGCAUUUGCUGUGCUUCCUGAAGUUACUCCUAGGAUCUGUUUCGCACUUACUCUCCUCUUCCAAGUCAUACCUUUGGUGAGACUCUUCAUACGACCGAACUGGGAUGCUUUCAUCGGAGCAGUGACUUUGUGUGGUUACUCAUCGUUCCUUUUCGGAUGGCAUGUUCAUGAAAAAGCGAUUCUUCUCGUGAUUAUCCCUUUCAGUCUGAUCGCUCUUAAGGAUCGACGGCAUCUUAGUGCGUUCCGUCCCCUUGCGGUGUCUGGCCACGUCUCGCUAUUCCCCUUACUCUUCACCUCUGCCGAAUUCCCAAUCAAGACAGUCUACACCAUAUUCUGGUUGGUUCUAUUUUUGAUGGUAUUUGAUCGCACGGCUCUUGCUUCGACGCGCCCGCGAUUCUUCCUCUUUGAUCGCUUCACCAUCUUCUACAUCACGAUCAGUAUACCGUUGAUUGUAUAUUGCUCCUUGUUACACCAGAUUAUAUUCGGCAAGAGUUACGAAUUUCUCCCCCUAAUGUUCAUGAGCUCGUAUUCAGCGAUAGGGGUGGUGGGAAGCUGGAUAGGGUUUAUGGUAGUGUAUUUUACAUCGUAGACGAAUUAGUCGCAGGGAGUGGCCUUGAAAGGUUUAAUGGGUGGGUAUAGAGAAAAUUGUACAUAUAGUUCAAUAGACUGAACUUAUUCAAAAUAGCACGGGUGUUGACAUUAUUGAUUAGUGGUGUUUUUUUUUCUGUAGUAAUAUAUUGCUGAUCGGAAA
Messenger RNA from Hypoxylon trugodes, 1885 nucleotides. Its product is annotated as glycosyltransferase family 57 protein. Gene Ontology annotation, molecular function: dolichyl pyrophosphate Glc1Man9GlcNAc2 alpha-1,3-glucosyltransferase activity. Gene Ontology annotation, biological process: protein N-linked glycosylation. The record is from RefSeq and is a predicted model, not a curated record. The transcript has 4 exons. NCBI's taxonomy places the organism in Eukaryota, Fungi, Ascomycota, Sordariomycetes, Xylariales, Hypoxylaceae. Gene Ontology annotation, cellular component: endoplasmic reticulum membrane. The coding region runs from base 218 to 1723 and encodes 501 amino acids.